AUCCGCAUCAGCAACGAGCGAUCAGCAGAGAGAGCAGGAAAGAUGGCGGCCGGUUCUGGGGCUGCAAGCGGCCACGGAGCUCGCAGCGCCAACGCUGCUCUGGAAGCGUCUUUGGACCGGCGGUUUCAAGGAGUAUCAAACACUAUGGAGUCAAUACAGGGACUUUCAACCUGGUGCAUUGAAAACAAAAAGCACCACGGCGUUAUCGUUCGCCACUGGAUGAAGUGGCUCAAGAAAUCUGACAACAAUCACCGCUUGAAUCUCUUCUACCUUGCCAAUGAUGUGAUACAGAACUGCAAAAGAAAGAAUGCCAUUGUUUUUCGUUCAUCCUUCGCAGAAGUCCUUCCUAAUGCUGCUCAGCUCAUCAAAGAUGCGAAGGUCCGCAAGUCAGUGGAAAGGAUUUUUUUGAUUUGGGAGGAGAGGAGCGUGUAUCCUGAGGAAGUCAUUGCCCAGUUCAAAGCCAGCUUGAACAGAAAGGAAAGGGAGCGAGAGAAGCAGAAGGAAAAAGAAAAGCAAAAAGAGAAGGAGAGAGAAAAGGAGAGAGAAAACGAAAAGGAGAAAGAAAAGGAGACUCCACCGGCAAAUGCCCCAACCAACACCAAAGCUGCCCUCAAGUCCAAGAUUGUAGCAGAGUUCACACCCCACUCCCUCAUUGAGCAGUUGUCGAGAUAUAAGCGAGCAGUUGCAGAAGAGGAGUUCAGGGAGAAGCAGCUGGCAGCUCUCAGGGUGGAUGUAUGCAGCACGGAGGCUCUUAAGCGACUUAAAGAUAAAGCAGGAGGAAACAAGUUUGCUAAGGACUUUGAGGACGGCAGUCUGAAGCUGCAGGAGUUUGUCGGCUUCCUGGACAAAGAGUUGAAAACAGGGCCUCCUCUGCUGGAAGCUUUGGGAAAUGCAGACAUUUUUUAUGAAAUGCAGUACAAGGAGGUUAAGAUUGUGGCCAAUGCGUACAAUGCCUUUGCCAACCGUGUGGCCAGUCUUAAAAGGAAAUUGGAUUCCCUCAAGUCAACUCUACCUGGACCUGAGGACUCCCCCGUCCCCUCACCCUCUGAAGACGCCCCCUCUCCCACUGGCUCUGACUCACCCUUCCUGGGACUGAGGGCUAGCAGAGCCCAGGUGGAUCCAGAGCUGGAUGGCAAGGCCAUGGAUGAAGGAGAAAUACCCAUCGACAACAGAGACAUGGAGGACAUGGAUAUGUCUGAUGAAGAGGCUGAUGCCGCCACAGCAGGGGCAGAUGACAAGAAAGACACGGGGUCCACUGCUCUUGCCAAGACUACAAAGUCAGAUGCAGCAUCAAAGCUUCCCACCACACCUACGAAAGCUUCUAAGACCAAUGCUGCUGCUACUGCUGCUGCUGCCACGGCCACCUCAGUGACUCCCACCUCGGCUACCGCUCCAAGCGUUCCAACAACCCCUCUGGGAGUCAAUCUGGAGAAGGUGGACCUGGGAAAGAUCAGCUCCAUUCUCAGCUCACUCACAUCUGCCAUGAAGAAUACAGCAGCUAGCCCUGCUCGGCCAUCUCCAGGGACACCCACAACUCCCUCUGGCCAAUCAGCAGCCUCCAAAGCGACCCCUUCAAGCCCUGCUCUGGCCAGCAUCCUGUCACGUGUUGACAUCACACCUGAAGGCAUACUCAAUGCUCUGUCUAAAACAAACACACCAGGUUUAUCCUCUCUGCUGCAAAGUGUGACAAACACCUCCUCUGCUCCUCCCAGCCGAACCUCCCCAGAAUCAUCAGCAGUUAAAACCCUGCUCUCCCCAACCACCCCAAAAAUAAAACCGUCUCUGGGGAACAGCCUCAAACGAGACACACCUGGGAGAACCAGAGACUGGGAGAAAGAGAGACAGCUGUCCCCACCUCCUCCACCCCCUCCUCGUCCCUCAGCUCUUUCUGUCUCUCCCCCCAGCCUAGAAUCAAAAAUCAACAGUUUCUUGCAGGGUAACCCAGGUUUUAGUCUCGCUCUAGGUGAUGUCAGCCCAGAUGGGGUGGAUGGAACCCCAGUGAGAGACGAGGCUGCUGGCACCCCCACCCAGGAUGAGAUCAUGGACACACCUGGGAGUGUUCCAGAAUCUCUAGGGUCAUCGGGAGGUCAUAACCUCUCACCCACAGCCUACCGCAGCGAACCCUGGGAUGCUGUGAUCACCCCAUCAGGGAGCAACAGCAAUGGAGACUUUCUGGGCUCUUCCUCCUCUUCCCGGUAUGGAGCUGGGAAAAAGAGCGGCACAAAAAACGAUGAAGUGAUGAAUGUGAGGAAGCAGGUCUCCUCUUCCCCUAGUCAUGACAUGAAGGGUAAGAAAGAUGGACAACACAGCCAGUUAAGGAUGAUGGGAAACAGAGGGACUGGAGAAAGGAGAGUCUCUGCAGGCUCUCGUAAGGCAAGCACUGGCUCAGAUGAUGGAGGUCUGAGUGGAAAAAGAGAGGACAAGGGGUCUCCAGGUGCAGGUGGGAAGGAGGGCCAGUACCAUCGCAUUGAGACACUCGUGUCGCCCUGCACUGAAGGGGCACCCAUCCAAACUCUAGGUUACUCUAACCGCCCACUUGCUGGAGAGCGCAUCAAGACGGUAGAGAGCAUCCGCGUGAUUGGCCGAGGCUCUCGGCGAGGCGGAGGGACUGGAGGUCGGCCAGGGGGAGCGAUGUGGUACGAAGAGGAGGAGUACAUUGAAGCUCAGCCUCCCUCACCCCAUACUGUCCCCCCUCCUCUUAACAUUGGCCAGGGAGGCACCGAGGACAUGACCCCCUCCAUGCCUGCUCCACCCCCACAUCUCCUCCUCCCACAUCUCCACCCUCCUCCGUCCCAUCCACACUCACAUCCUCCUCCCCAAGCUCAGUUCCAAAUGCCCUACCACCCUGAGAACAUGCAGACACCUCCUCCAUCACUCCACCACCAGCAUCCUCCUCCUACAUCCCCUUUCUUCAGCGCUCCUCCACCGAUCCCUCGACCCCCUCCGCCUCCCGUACAGCAGCGCCCUUCCCCUCCACCUACCCACCCCGCUGUGCCCUCUGCAGUCAUGGUGGGGGGAGUGUUGGUCCCUGUUGGCAGUCCCCUUCCUCUUCCUCCCCCAGUCAGACCUGAAGGUGCAGAGCGAGUUGGCUUAGGGCCCAGAGGAAGCAAAGUAGGCCCUCCACCCCUCAUGUCAUCGUUGCUAGGUGAGCCCCCUAAACUGCCCCGUCCUGGCACAGUUAAAGAGUCUUUUGUCCCCCGCCAUGCACCCCCUCUCCACCGCCCAGGUACCCCUGGUGUUCCUCUACCCUUACUGGGCAGAGUGAAGGAGCCUCUGAAUCUACCUCUUCCAUCCCCUCCUCCCACAUCCUCUACAGCCUCUCCCUCCACGCCUAAUUCCCCAGCAGUGGACAAUGUCCCUGCUCGCCUCCCCGUUCAGUCCGCUGCCCCAUCUCUCCACAAACCCCCUGCUAGUCCUCCAACUCAGCCCCGCAACCAAACCUCUAACCCUGUUCCCCUCCUCAACUUGCCCAGUCCUCGACCCCCGAUCCUCUCAGUCCCCAUCCCACAGAGACCUCUGCUGCGAGGCCGAAACCCCUCUCAGCAGCUUAACCAAGAUCUCCCCAUAGGGGGGUUUCGUGGGGGCAAGCGGCCUGGUCCUCCAUUCACAGGUGGUCCCUUCCAUGCGCAGAAGAGACCCUUCCUACCCCCACGCUACUGAAGUGGUCAUCUAUGACAUGUUGAACGAGAAGUGCAAGCGCCCUGUGCUGAAGCGCAGAGUGUGUGUUAGCCCUGCUGGUAUGAGCCCAGAUAUCUUUACUCUGUUAAUUAGACUGGAUUAAAACUACCUUAGGUUGUGUGUAAAUAGCUGAUUAAAUCUUCAUGCUUCAACUAGGUAGCCAGCCAGUCAUCUUACAUUGUACAGUACAGCUAUGAGGUUAUCAGUUACAUAGUGCAGUGUUGUGUAACAACCCUCAAUCUAUCACCUUUUUUCCCCAUCUCUUUGUACACGGUAGAUAAAAGUUUCAUUUGGUCUGUUGCAAUAGUGACAUAACCUUCGGAAGAAAACACAGAUAGUUCAAGCAGAAAUGAAACUAUACUUUAUUUAGAGUUUGCCUACCUGUGUGAUUGUUGGGUUACUUUAUCAGAGAGAGAAAGAGAGAGAGAGAGAGAAGGAGAGUGAAAGAGACAGGCAUGGGUGUCAUGGGAUACAGAGCAAAGAAACUAAAAGCAAUAGUUUGACAUUUUGGGAAAUUUGCUUAUUUGCUCUCUUACUGAGUUAGAUGAGAAGAUCAAUACCACUCUCGUAACUGUUGGCUAGACAUGAAGCUACAGCCAGCAGCUGCUUAGCUUAGCUUAGCUUAGCAUAAAGACUGGGAACAAGGGAACCGCUACCCUGGAUCUGUUCGAAGGUUAAAAAACAACAACAACAACCUACUAACACCUCUAAAGCUCACUAAUUAACACAUUAUAUCUCGUUUGUUAAAUCCAUACAAAAACAUGUAAUUUCUAUACUUUUUUGUACAAGUUUCUUGCAGGGGAUUAUGUGCCAGAGAGUUUCGUGGCUGGGCACAGUGACUUCACUGAGUCUAUGCUGGUUGCCUGGCAACCUCACAGCAACAACAAGACUCCAGGAAGUCACCGCUCCCGGCUUGAUUUUGUUACCUUUAGACAGAACCAGGCUGUCUGUCUGCCUCUGUUUCCAGUCUUUAUGCUAAGCUAAGCUAACGGACAGAUAAGUCAUCUAACUCUCUGCAAGAAAGCCAACAACCAUAUUUCCCGAAAUGUCAAACUAUUCCUUUUAACAAUGUUUGAUUGACGUGAUGAAAGUAUGUUCCAAAGUAAUCUCCUCUUCCAUGAGUGUAUGGGUGUGUGCUGUGUGUCCUAAAAUGGUAUUUCUCAUUUGAAGUGAUGAGAUUUGUGUUGCAGCUGAGGUUAACACUUGUUACUAUUUCCGGAGUACCUGCUGUAAAUAAUAUUCCUCUCUUGCUCAAUCUUUUUCACCCUUCACCUCUCCCACUGUAUAUCUCUAAGCUUGUAAAUAUAAAAACUGAGAUGAUACAGCUUUUUCUCUUCAAGCUCUUGUUUCUGUUAAUGAGGACAAUGAUCGUCACUCACGCACCCCAUCUUUACUGUGAUUGAGGCCUUGGAUAAGCUUUAGCUCCAGAAGAAUUUCUCUGCAGUAUCUGUCGCAUCUUUCUGUCCCCCUUAUGAAACCACCACACGGAAGAGGAGGGUGAAGAUAAUUAUGUAUUUUUAUUUCCAACAUAAAUGUCUUCCUGUGCGCACUUCAAGUUAGACUUUGUCAUGAAGAUAUUCCGUAGUGGAUGGCAGGUGGGGGGAGGUAUUUCAGCCUGAACCACACCUCUUGCUAGGCUUCAACAUGUACUGACUUGAAUAAAAUCCAGAGUUUCAAUUAAACUGGGGGGGUGGGGUAUUUUAUUUGGUCACUAUUUAUCACUUGAAUUGCGCUGUUGUAAUUUAUUUGCGCUGUUCAGCUGAUUUUUCUGCCUGUUUUCAGAGAAAUUGUUUUCAUAUAUUUACACAGCUGCUGCCGUCUUCAUAUUGCAUCAACAUUUUAUUUGUUGUGCUGUAUUUUUCUACUAGAUAGAAUUGGCAAUUUUCCAUUUGCAGCAGUACUCUUAGAUAGUAUAGGCGGGUCGAAAAAACAUUUGAUCUAAUUAGGCUUGUUUUGAAAAUGGUUUAUUUAAAUACUCCACUUGUUUUGGCCCCUUCCUCUGUUUUGUUUCUUUGCUAAUCUCAUGCUUUGCCCUCAAGCCCCUGUGCUUACCUUGCGCUCACAUGUCCAGAAACACUUCUGCACCUCUCAACACUUCUGAGGGUAAAAAAGGGUCAGCGCGAUGGCAGUAGUCCUCCCUUUUGUGCAGGAGUUAUUGCCGUAAUGCUUCCCUCUGUUCUACACUGAUGUAGUUUACCCCUCACAGUGAGAGGUGCAUGUUGGGUGUUGCUGCUCAAAGCCUCCUGUGUUUGUCUGAUCAUGGAGUGUGCGUUUUCUCCUGUGCUCAUUUACAAGUUUAGUUGAAAGUACAGUUCAUCAAGAUACACCGAGCACCUGCAAACCUUACGCAUAAAGUUGGUGAAUAGAUACAUUGUAAAAAUGUAACAACAAAGAGCAUAUUCCUUACUAGUGUUAGCACAUUAUCAGAGUUCUGUUUUACUGAAUGUUAUACAAGUCUGUUACCACCCUCUGUAAACUGUAUGUCUUUUAUCUGAUAGUUUCUCUGCAGAAACAGCUAAGUAUCAACUCGUUCACAUUUUCGUGUGUUCACAUUGCACAGAGAGACAGCUAGAUUAAUUGUUAGAAACAUCUUUCUGCUUACCAAGCACCUACCAAGAUCAACAUUUUAAUUGUCCCUGUGAAUAAUUUCUCUGUUUUCUCUUGACCUCAAGAGUACUUUGACCAAUUGAGUUUGAAAUUGACUGAACUUGUGACAAAGCUGAUGGUCUGUGUACAUUUGACAAGUUUAACUGCUCUUAUUGCUGUUCUCAUCAAUGAUGCUAUAUCACUGGUC
Siniperca chuatsi (mandarin fish) is the source of this 6472-nucleotide messenger RNA. RefSeq names its product regulation of nuclear pre-mRNA domain containing 2b (gene rprd2b). Gene Ontology annotation, molecular function: RNA polymerase II C-terminal domain binding. Bases 43 to 3660 code for a protein of 1205 amino acids. The transcript is spliced from 10 exons. NCBI's taxonomy places the organism in Eukaryota, Metazoa, Chordata, Actinopteri, Centrarchiformes, Sinipercidae. The record is from RefSeq and is a predicted model, not a curated record. Gene Ontology annotation, biological process: mRNA 3'-end processing. Gene Ontology annotation, cellular component: RNA polymerase II, holoenzyme.